CUUCAACCUUCGUUCCAAACGCCCCUUUCAUUCCCUCUCUCUCUCUCCAUGGCUGAAGCAGAGCCUCUACCACCCCUAGCGCCUCCACCAACUCUUCGCCGUAGAAACUCAAUUGCAACUUCCGUUGUAAUCCCUACUCAACUCACUCUCCCUUCCAAACCUCUCUACACUCUCAGCCUCCCCACCGGAAACGGCUCCGACUUCGAGCUAGGCCAGCUGGCCUCUUUCAAAUCCUCCUUGUCAUACACUUCUUUAAAGGACAUCCUUCCUUCCACUGCUGUCAACUCGCCAACGGCCGCUCCCUCUGCCGCUGGUUCCGCCUGUGAAAUUUCCAUUCGUAAUCGCCUCGUUAAGCAGGCGGCGUGGGCUUACCUGCAACCGAUGUCUUCUUCGCCGGAUUCUUCAAGCCAACACUUCCUCCGCCGUCUCUGGCUCCAACUCUCUACUCGCAAUCCUAUCACUGCUUGUAUUCGGUUCAUUAGUAUUCAUAUUAUUCCUAGUAUUACCGGAGCCUUUGAUUGGAUCAUCCAAGCGAUUCGGAUCCAAAUCCAUAGGUAGCACUGGCUAACCAUUUUUAGUAAAAAUUCUAAAUAUUGUAUCUAAUCGAGUUGUUGUGCUGUUUAAUUUUUUGUAGUAGACUCGUAAAGAUUACAAACAAAAACAAAGAAAAGAAUGAAUCGAAUUGAACUCGAAAUGGAAAAGAAAUACAGAGUUUUUUUUUUUUUUUUUUUCAAUUUUCUCAUUUAGUUUUAGAGGAAUUUGCCUAUUUUUUUACAAUCACAGAUUACAAAUUAUCUUUCAUCUUCAGUUUUGAAUUGGUUUCAUACGGCGGAGCCUCAGCCGAGCUUGGUGGAGAUUAGCAUUGGCGUCGGUUUCAGAGCCGCCGGUGCUUGUGCUUGGGUCCACCGUCUGUAAAUAUUCUGUUUCUUCAUUGAGUUUGACUUGGACGCUAUUAGCUUUUGGUGAAUCUGUAACUGAGCGGUUGAUUCUGCCGCUUGGCGGCGGCGGAGCCCUUGGUGGCCACUUGCUGGUCCUGUGUUUGCUCAUUGAUGGCGAUUCAUUUAAACCUGUAGGUGCAGGUGGUGCGCUUGGUUCAUAGUCGUCCCUCUUCUGCAAGUUAAAGAUCAAAUUUAUUAUUAAUUGUGAUUAAUUACAUGGAAGAAAUCCAAUUUCUGUUGUCUUAGCUUUUGCUAUAUAAGUAUUAUUUUUGUAAUUAGAAUAAUUGGGUUGUUGUUUACACUUCA
This is a messenger RNA of Jatropha curcas, 1244 nucleotides long. RefSeq lists its product as uncharacterized. The record is from RefSeq and is a predicted model, not a curated record. Lineage: Eukaryota; Viridiplantae; Streptophyta; Magnoliopsida; Malpighiales; Euphorbiaceae.